UACUUUGGUCUAAUAAUGGGAAUAUUAACGUCACUUAGACUCUCACAUUUAGCUUCUGCUCCACACCGUUUCAAUCAAAAUUCAACCCUCUUCUUUCUACACAAUUCUUCCAUUUUCACCUCUCCACCACUUUUCUCACUUAGACAUACUAAACUAAAAGCACUUGCCACCGAUUCUGCAUCUCCAAUAUCAAAUAUGGUCAAAGCCAUUAGGGUUCAUGAACUUGGCGGACCUGAGGUUCUGAAGUGGGAGGAUGUGGAAAUAGGGGAGCCUGGUGACGGCGAGAUACGCGUGAGAAACAAAGCGAUUGGGCUUAAUUUUAUCGAUAUUUACUUCCGUAAAGGCGUUUAUAAGGCUGCCACAAUGCCCUUCACCCCAGGUAUGGAGGCUGUUGGAGAGGUAAUUGCUGUGGGCCCUGGGCUUACUGGCAGGGAAGUUGGAGAUAUCGUGGCUUAUGCUGGUGGUCCAAUGGGUUCAUAUUCUGAAGAGCAGAUCCUUCCUGCAAACAAAGUGGUUUCUGUUCCUUCUUCUAUCUCACCUGUUAUUGCAGCUUCUGUCAUACUUAAGGGUAUGACAGCUCAGUUUCUACUUCGCCGUUGCUUCAAGGUUGAGCGUGGACACACAAUUCUUGUUCAUGCUGCAGCUGGUGGGGUUGGAUCUCUGUUAUGCCAAUGGGCAAAUGCUCUGGGUGCAACUGUUAUUGGCACUGUCUCAACUAAAGAGAAGGCAACUCAAGCCAAGGAUGAUGGAUGUCACCAUGUUAUCAUCUACAAGGAAGAGGAUUUUGUUGCCCGCGUUAAUGAGAUAACAUCAAGCAAUGGGGUAGAUGUUGUCUAUGAUUCUGUAGGAAAAGACACCUUUCAGGGAUCACUGGCAUGCUUAAAGCUUCGGGGUUACAUGGUGAGUUUUGGGCAGUCUUCUGGUACACCAGAUCCAGUUCCCUUAUCAGCACUGGCACCAAAAUCUCUGUUCUUGACGAGGCCUUCUCUCAUGCAAUAUACGUCAACCCGGGAUGAGCUGCUAGAAACUGCUGGGGAGGUAUUUGCCAACAUUUCAUCAGGUGUCUUGCGGGUUCUUGUAAAUCAUACAUACCCUUUGGCACAAGCAGCACAGGCACAUGCAGAGCUGGAGAGCCGAAAAACAUCUGGAUCAGUUGUGCUAAUACCAUGAAGGUGAGCAGUCUGUUUCAUCUUACACAGAAUAGAUGGAGGUUGUUUGGUCAAGUGUGUUGUGAGCCUUGCUAUGUACACAAAGAUCCAUGUCCAGUAACUAUACGCGGUCACCAAGAGAACUUAGAGAAGUCGUGUUUGUGGUAUGGUAGCAAUAAAAAUGUAGAAUUCUGGACAUUUGACUGGUUUUUCUGCUUGUAAUCAUGUUGAUGGUACUUUGCUUUUGGUACUAGUAUGGAGUGUGGUUGUGAAUAUAGAAGAUGAAGCAAUUGAUUUUGACAUUUAUAACAUUCAAUAUAAACUUAUUACAAA
Pistacia vera is the source of this 1481-nucleotide messenger RNA. RefSeq names its product quinone oxidoreductase-like. Bases 16 to 1170 code for a protein of 384 amino acids. The transcript is spliced from 5 exons. Gene Ontology annotation, cellular component: cytosol; cytoplasm. Gene Ontology annotation, molecular function: quinone reductase (NADPH) activity. The record is from RefSeq and is a predicted model, not a curated record. Gene Ontology annotation, biological process: cellular response to oxidative stress. Lineage: Eukaryota; Viridiplantae; Streptophyta; Magnoliopsida; Sapindales; Anacardiaceae.